AUGUAAGAACAUGAAUGGGAGAAAGCAAAUGUUAUAUAUUAGAAAUGUAUUGAGAAAAAUAAGGAUGAUUAUAAGACUCUUUUCUUUUAAAGUUUAUUUCAUAAUAAUAAUUUUAGGUUGGGUUUUAAUUGAAUUGAAUUAAUGUUAAGAAGGUUAAUAAUUAUUAGAGUAAUCUUAAACUUUGAAUAAAAAUCUAUCAAAUGAUUUAAUUAAUUGGUGUAGUUGGGAUAGAAAAACAUCUUAUAAUUCAGUUUUAACUAUUGCUUAAGCUUAUGCCUUAGAAUUGAAUGAUAAUUAAGAGAAGGCUAUUCAAUUCUAUGAUUAAGCAAUAAAUUAUGAUAAAAGACAAACUUUUGCAUUAGCAAGAAAAGGUUAAAAAUAGAUAUUAUUUUAGGAUGUCUUUUAAUAAAAUUCAAAAUUAAUGAUGCAGCUCUAGAAGCUUUCAAAGAGGGUUUAAACAUUACAUAUAAUAAAGCUUUUAUUCAUUAUUGUUAUGGUAUAUUAACAUAUACAUCAAUAGGAAUUACAUUAUUGGAGAAUCAAUUGUAAGAUUAAGCAUUAAAUUCUUUUAAGAUAGCUGCAUAAUUUGAUCCUAAUUUUGGUUUGAAUAAUUUGAAUAUUGGUACAAAAUAUUUAAUCUUAAUUUAGGUAAUAUAUUAAGGUCUUAACAAAAACUUUAAGAAGCACUUAGUUAUUUGGAUUUGGCAAUAAAAAAUGAUCCAAAUCUUCUCAAGGCGUAUACUAGCAAAAGUUAUUAAUAAUCUUAUAAAAUUUAGGCUUAGUUUUAUGUGAUAUGAAAAAGUAUGAUUAGGCAUUAGAUUGUUUAGAUGAAGCAUUAAAAAUAAAUCCAAAUUAUGAAAAAGCUUUUCAUUUAAAAGGUUUAAUCAAUUAUUAUAUUAGGAAAUUGUCUAAAAUAAUAAAAAAAAUAUUAGGAAGCAAUUUUGUAUAUAGAUUAAGCCAUAGCUUUAGAUAAUAAAUUUGUAAAUGCAUAUACUUUAAAAGGUAAUUAUUUAUUUUAUUUUAAGGAAAUUGUUUAUGUUAAUUGAAAUAAUAUGGGAAAGCUUUAUAAUAUUAUGAUAAAGCCUUAUAAUUAGAUAAAUAAUGCAUAGAAGCAUAUUUAAAUAAAGGUAUCUUAUUAAAAGAGUUAAAAAAAAAUAAAGAGGCAAUCGAAUAAUAUGAUUUAGCAAUAAAAUUAGAUCCUAAAUGUUCUUAUGCUUAUAGAAAUAAGGGUAUGUAGUUCUAAUUAAAAUUUAGGUAUUGUACUAGAAAAUAUUAAGAAGUAUGAAGAAGCAAUAAUAUGUUAUUAAAUGGCAAUUGAAUUUAAAGAUCCUAUAUCUGAGGAAAUAAAAAAAUGGAUAGCAUCAAUUAAAGUAAAGAAAGGAAUAUCAUGGAUUUUUGGAUAAUGA
This is a messenger RNA of Paramecium primaurelia, 1406 nucleotides long. The record is from the annotation of a GenBank genome assembly. Lineage: Eukaryota; Ciliophora; Oligohymenophorea; Peniculida; Parameciidae.